UCAUUGUAUUUCGUCAAUAGUUGUUUACAUCUCUAUGGCCGCCUCCCAUAUUUGUGCCACCCCAGAAUCCAUUGCCUAAAGAGCCUUCGCCAUGGCAGACCACCUUCAAGUUCAACAACAACACCAACACCAACUAGAGCUCCCUUCGGGGUUUAGGUUCCACCCUACCGAUGAGGAGAUCAUCACCUCGUACCUGGUCCCCAAGGUGCUCAACCCAACCUUCACCGCGAUAGCGAUCGCGGAGGUGGAUCUGAAUAAGAACGACCCGUAUGAGCUCCCCAAGAAGGCAAAGAUGGGGGAGAAGGAGUGGUACUUCUACUGUCAGAAGGACCGCAAGUAUCCCACGGGGAUACAGACCAACCGGGCCACGAAAGCCGGCUACUGGAAGGCCACUGGCAAGGACAAGGAGAUCUUCCACCCACUGCCCACUCUCAUCGGCAUGAAGAAGACGCUCGUGUUCUAUAAGGGCAGGGCGCCUAGGGGGGAGAAGACCAACUGGGUCAUGCACGAGUACAGGCUUGAGAUCAGCAAGCAGCCUGCAUAUGGCCCAUCUACCGCCAUCGCCAAAGCUGCCGCCAUUAAUGCAUCUUCCAAGAAGGAGCGUGUGGUUUGCAAAAUCUUCCAUAAGAACAUUGGAGUCAAGAAGGUGGUGACCCCGUCGUACGCCAUGCACAUGCCCAUGUUCAUAGGAGGAGAGCAGCAACAGGGCUCCCUCAACUCAUGUACGUUCCCGCCUCCCAUGGACUACGGCGCAUCGUUGUCGCUGGCGCCUCCGUUGUUUCUAUCUGAAGAUUCUUCGUACCAAUUGCAUGCCGCCAGAGUCGGCUUGGCGAUGACGGGCAGCUUGGUGCUCCCCAUGGUGAACAACCCCCACCACGAGAUGAUGGGCGGCAACCCAAUGGUGUCCUACCAACAACAACAGAUGAUGCAGAUGCAGAUGCAAAUGGGUGCAGACCAGUGCUUCAUGGUUGGGGUUGAGCCUGGGAGCGAGUCGUCGUCCAUGGUGUCCAGAGAGGGCGUUGACCGGCUGGGCAACAACGUCCAAGGCAAUGGCGCCACAACAACCAUUGACAGUUAAUAUGGGUAUGGAUGAAAUGUGGAAGUACUCAUGGUCAGAUGAUCCAAGACAAGAUAUAUAUGUAUGUCUGUAUGCAUGAAUCAACCAUCCAUCAACAGAUUGAUUGAUAUA
Messenger RNA from Triticum aestivum (bread wheat), 1189 nucleotides. RefSeq names its product NAC domain-containing protein 26. Gene Ontology annotation, biological process: regulation of DNA-templated transcription. Gene Ontology annotation, molecular function: DNA binding. The record is from RefSeq and is a predicted model, not a curated record. The transcript is spliced from 2 exons. Bases 92 to 1078 code for a protein of 328 amino acids. NCBI's taxonomy places the organism in Eukaryota, Viridiplantae, Streptophyta, Magnoliopsida, Poales, Poaceae.